This is a messenger RNA of Culicoides brevitarsis, 1211 nucleotides long. RefSeq names its product ubiquitin-conjugating enzyme E2 W. The transcript is spliced from 5 exons. Lineage: Eukaryota; Metazoa; Arthropoda; Insecta; Diptera; Ceratopogonidae. The coding region runs from base 396 to 1028 and encodes 210 amino acids. The record is from RefSeq and is a predicted model, not a curated record.
UGCUGAAAUGAUACAAAAUUUAGAGCGCGGAACGCGUGCGAGCCAGACAGUCGGUAUUUUAUUUUUAUCGGAAAAAUAAAUAAAAGAGAAAAUUUUUAACGGCAAAUAGUAGUGGCAAACGUGUCCUGUCUCGAAAAGAAAAAUCUCGCAGAAAAAACCGAGUGAACAAAAAAAAAACAUUUUUUAUGAGAUAAACACCGCAAUUCCAUAUAACUAACAAACCGAUUCAAGUAACUCACUCAGUUGAGAAGCGUGAGGAACUAACAAACCUUUUCGUGAUUCAUCAUCUUCUAUUAUUUUUCUGAGUUAUCUCGUGUUUUGACGACAAUAAACGCAUUGAUAAGACACUGAGUCACCUUGGAGCGAUAAAAACUGCAUCAAAAAAAUAAAUUAAAAUGUUGAACAAAUUCCGAAAUAGUUGCAAAAGUAGUAGUAAUAAGUCGAAAGAAAUGCCAAAGACAAGCAAAAAAGAGAUAAUUGAUCAAAGUGCGACACUUAUGGCCAUUCAAAAUAAUGGCGGUAGCAAGAAAAUCAGUGGUGCGACACAAGAUCAAAGAAUACUAAAUUUGGAUUAUGGACGAUGGGAGAAACGCCUACAGAAAGAACUCAUGUCGUUAAUAAAAGAGCCACCGCCUGGCGUGACUGUGGAUGCGGAUAGUGUUAGUCAGAAUUUAUCACAAUGGGUAGUCAAUAUAGAUGGUGUCGAGGGAACACUUUACGAGGGCGAACACUUUCAAUUAUCUUUUAAAUUUAACAAUCGGUAUCCGUUUGACUCGCCAGAGGUUACGUUCAUCGGCCAGAAUAUCCCAAUCCAUCCACAUGUCUACAGUAAUGGUCAUAUUUGUCUUUCUAUUUUGACGGAUGAUUGGUCUCCGGCAUUAUCGGUUCAAUCUGUUUGUCUGAGUAUUUCGUCGAUGUUAAGCAGUUGCAGAGAGAAGAAGCGACCGCCUGAUAACACAAUUUACGUAAAGACGUGCAAGAAAAACCCGAAAGAGACUAAAUGGUGGUAUCAUGACGAUUCCGUGUAGUUACGCACUAAAAAAAUCGCCUAAAUUCUGCCACAGCUUCCUCCUUCCUCAAUAAAAAAAAAACCCAAACACUUAUCAAGCAACUAACAGCUACAAAGGAAAAUAUCACUAAUCGAUAAAUCAAUAAAAUAUCGAGCUAAAUACUAGUAAAAGAACGCAAUAUUAUUCAAAAAAAAAAAAAUA